ACUAAUUUUCCCAUUUCAAUACGAACAUCAUGCAUUUCACUUUUAUUUUAGUGAAUAUCUAAAUAUUUUCUUUUUAAUCUCUAAUGGCAAAUAGGCCUAGGCCCACAUGCAGGCCUGACAAACAGUUGCAGAAAAUGCCAGCAGUCGCCUAUAAUGUGUCUAACAAUAGGCCUAUCUAACUGUGCAAACUUGGGUUAAAAAUUGAACAGCUGUUGCCUAGGCAUAGUCUAAUGUGAAAGGAUAUACGUAGGUCUGACUACAGAUAUUCAGAGGCUCAGGCUACUACAAUUAUACAGUUACAAUUAUAAUCUGUAUUUUAGCCUAGGCUACAUCUCUCUCAUGUCUCUCAUUCUGGGAGAAGUUUUUGGGGAAGGUUGUCAUGUUCGGCUACCUGCUCCAGGUGGGAUCGGAUGUCGAUGAGGGGCGGUCGCUUGAUGGCGGAAGUUAAUUCAAGAGCCAUUCAAGGGACAGCACAAUCUUUUUCAGGUCCUUUCCCAGGAUAUGUGUCAGAGAAUCACCGUGAAGAAACCAGGCUGGAGGUCGUCGGAGGUGCGCUGUGCAUGGACACCUGUUUUUAGACAGGUCUUUUGAGAAUUUCUGUGGAGAGUCAAACACACAGACGUCAGAAAUAAAGACAUCAACCAUCAGACUCAGACUAGGUCAUGGGCAAUGCAAAGAGCGGAGCUGUGUCCAAAGAGCUUCUGCUGGACCUGAAGCUGAGCACCAAGUUCAGCGAGGCCGAGAUCACACAGUGGUACGAAAACUUCCAGAAGCAGUGUCCGAGCGGACGCAUCACGCCGGCCGAGUUUGAGGCCAUUUACUCUCGAUUCUUCCCCGAGAGCGAUGCCAAGAGUUACUCCCAGCAUGUUUUCCGCUCCUUUGAUACCAACGACGAUGGCACACUGGACUUCAGAGAGUACAUUGUGGCCCUGCACAUGACUUCGUCCGGCAAGAUGACGCUGAAAUUGGAGUGGGCCUUCUCACUGUUUGACGUGGACAAGAAUGGAUUUAUCACCAAGUCAGAAGUCUGUGAGAUAUGCCAGGCAAUCUUCAAACUGAUCCCCAAAGACAAAGUGGCUGAGCUCCCAAAUGACGAAGACACUGCACAAAAGAGGGCAGACAAACUCUGGGGAUUCUUUAAAAAGGACGAAAAGGACAGGGUUGCUGAGGGAGACUUUAUCGACGGUGUAAUGGCCAACGCUGAUGCGAUGCGGCUCAUUCAGUAUGAACCUAAAAAGUAAAGAGUCGAGAUCUCUCCAUUCUCAAAAAACUAUUAUUGACCCAGAUAGACCCAGAUCUUAGUGUGAUUAUCGAAGAUCUCUUUGUAAAUACUGUAUAUAUCUCCAAACUCCAUGGUGCAUAAAAUAGCAAGAUGUUCUCUUUUACCACUUUGGAACCCCUUUUCUUUCAGUUUGACAACAGUCAUUUGCACAAGAUAAUUAGUGGGAUUGAUUGGUUUUAUUAUUUUUUUUUUACAUUGAUUUGUGUAACAAAGCAGGCUAUAUUUCCAUCUUAUGUUUGGUUCACAAACACAUGACACUCAUGACACAUGAACCCUAACCCUAACCCUAACCUUCAACCCUGACUCUAACCUUAGCCCUAACCUCUAACUCUAACCCUAACGCUAACCCUGACUCUAACCCUAAUCCUAACCCUGACUCUAAGCCUAACCAUAACUCUAACUUGUCGUGACAAAAACCGAAUGAUACUUAAUGACCGAAGCGUUAUGUCAGAAACGUUUAUGACUUGUCUAUAAUGUUUAUGAGACGUUCAUGACCGUGUCAUGUCACUGUAAUACCUUCAAGUAAAGUGUAACCGUUAUUUGUCAUCGAUUAUCUGUCAUCUUUCAUCAUCAUAUCUAUCAUAUCAUUGGCUCCAUGAGGCAACAGUAUAUACCGCUACAUCCUACUUCUUUCUCUAACCAGUGAGCAACAGGAUCAGUGUUAUUUUAUAACUUUUAUAACUUUGUUUUCAUAUUGUUAUUACAGUAUUUUUAGUGAAAGCAUAUCUUAGCAACAACCAGUAAAGUGGUAAAUGUGGUCUUAAAUAUUAAAGCAAUACUACAGGGUUGCCAUAAGACAGUAGUUUUUUUUCUACCUCUGAAAGAGACAAUGAAAUAUGUGGUCUUAUAUCUCUUGACUCUGUUAGUGUUUUAGAUAUGUUGUGGAAAAUGAGAUUAAUGUUGACACAAAUGGAUAAACUGUUUGGGUAUCAACAUUUUGUUUGGCUACAAAGAGAACCAUUGUCAUAGGCAUCUACUGUGUGUGUGUGUGUGUGUGUGUGUGUGUGUGUGUGAGAUUAUUGUUGUCGUUGAUGAUAUGUAUGUGUGUGCAUGUGUGUGUGCAAGCAUGUGUGUGUAAGAGCAACCAAAUCACCUCAGGUUUAUUAUUUAUUCGUUUUUUAUCUGCUGUAUUCUUCAUUUACGGAGACCGAACCAUGACUAAAUGCUUAACUUGUCUUUAUGCAUUAGCUGGCAUAGCAAGCAACAGCAAAGGUACUCAACCCUAGAGGGAUUGUUGUUUUUUAGUUAAAUAAUUAAAAUAUGAAUUUAUUUAAUAAUUAAAAUGGAAGUUGGAAUAAAAUGAUAGAGGAGAGAGUUUGGUCAGUCGUAAGGGUUGCAAUGUAAGUUAAGUGGCAACACACUGGAAAGCUGUCAAAAUAGUCAUUGGAAAAGCUGAUUGUCAGAUUGUGUAUGUUAUGAUUGAUGUCAAUCAUAAUUCCAUGUAUUUUGUAUGUUAUACAUCCUUUGAUCCUCUUUCAAAAAUAUAUAUGAAAUAAUAUUUUUAAAUAAAGCUU
Messenger RNA from Sardina pilchardus (European sardine), 2796 nucleotides. It is a transcript of the gene rcvrn3, whose product is annotated as recoverin 3. The record is from RefSeq and is a predicted model, not a curated record. NCBI's taxonomy places the organism in Eukaryota, Metazoa, Chordata, Actinopteri, Clupeiformes, Clupeidae. The transcript is spliced from 5 exons. The coding region runs from base 663 to 1241 and encodes 192 amino acids. Gene Ontology annotation, molecular function: calcium ion binding.